This is a messenger RNA of Glycine soja, 1144 nucleotides long. Its product is annotated as protein STRUBBELIG-RECEPTOR FAMILY 3-like. Bases 84 to 632 code for a protein of 182 amino acids. Gene Ontology annotation, cellular component: plasma membrane. Lineage: Eukaryota; Viridiplantae; Streptophyta; Magnoliopsida; Fabales; Fabaceae. Gene Ontology annotation, biological process: protein phosphorylation. The transcript is spliced from 2 exons. The record is from RefSeq and is a predicted model, not a curated record. Gene Ontology annotation, molecular function: ATP binding; protein kinase activity.
UUUGUUUGUCUGAGUCAAGUCCGCCAAGCUAGUCAUUAUCCAAACCACCUUUUUUUGGCAAGCAAGAAAAGGAUGAACAAAGAAUGGAAACAAUCCCAAAGCUGUUAGAGCAUGAGAUAGAUAUGAGUUCAUUAUAUGUAUUUUCAAUGCCUUCUCCACCGCCACCUCCUCCACCACUUCCUGUUGAGAGGGUGAUUGUUGAACCAACCUUAUUCCACAAAGAGGCUAACAUCAAUCCUCCCAAAAAAAGUCCAGUUCCUCCCACUUUUGCAAAAACUUUCACCAUCGCAUCCCUUCAACAGUGUACAAAUAGCUUUUCUCAAGACAAUCUUAUAGGUUUAGGCAUGCUGGGGAGUGUGUAUAGGGCAGAGCUUCCAGAUGGAAAGAUACUUGCUGUGAAGAAACUAGACAAGAGAGUUUCUGAUCACCAAACAGAUGAUGAGUUUCUCGAAUUGAUAAACAGUAUUGACAGAAUCCGACAUCCAAAUAUUGCUGAGCUUAUUGGGUACUGUGCAGAGCAUGGCCAAAGGCUUCUUAUUUAUGAGUAUUGCAUUAAUGGGUCGUUGGAGGAUGCACUCCAUUCAGAUGAUGAAUUCAAAACAAGAUUGUCAUGGAAUAGUAGGUACAAGUAAACUGACUUUUACCUACAGACGACCGUAGGUACAAGUAAACUCACUUUUACCUACAGUUAGAGAUUAUAGGUAUAAAUUAAUAUUUUUUACCUACACAUUUGAAAUAGUAGGUGUUACCUAUAGUGAUAGUUAAAUUUGAUUGUAGGUAAAAAUAUAUCCGUAGGUAAAGCCUAUAGUGACAGACUAUUAGUUGUCACUGUAUACCCCCUCAAAGUUGACGCAAAAAACGUCUGUAGGACAAAGUCUUUUAUACAUCUACCUACGGAUUUUGGACUUCUAGUGAUAGAUGUUGACUGUAGGUAAAAGUCAUUUUUCUUGUAGUGACGUAUUGUAAGUUAGAUCAUAAACUUUUGUCGACUGAUUUAACCUAUUUUUACUCCUACACAUUGCUCAACCAAUAUGAGAAUCAAUUUUCAACCUAAUAUGAGAAUUGAUUUUGGUUACGCUAGUUGACUCAAUUGUUUGGCCAAAACUACUAGCCUACAAUAAUUGACUCGAUGAUUUUGCGACAA